AUGGCUGAAGGCUCUUCCCCAGCUGCCAAGAGAGUAAAAGUGGACAGUAACUCAUGCGCGAGUGAAACUGCCGGAGAUCCGGAAGUGAACGGGGAGAGAGGGAAGAUAGCAUUCGUGACUGGGAUCACUGGGCAGGACGGAUCUUACCUCUCAGAGCUACUGUUGGACAAGGGAUACAUAGUCCAUGGAGUCAUCAGACGUGCCAGCACCUUCAACACUGGCAGAAUAAACCAUCUCUUUGACGACCAGUACGCCCACAAAGGCGGCCGCCUCAUCCUCCAUUAUGGUGACCUCACUGACAGCUCUUCGCUUGUUAAACUCAUUUCACAAUGUUCGUUUGAAUUGAGUGAGUACACGGCCAAUGUGGACGGUCUUGGUACUCUUCGUCUGUUGGACGCCAUUCGUACCUGUGGCCUCGAAAAGACGGUCCGUUUCUACCAGGUGAGGGCCAUGUGGCUGAUGUUACAGAGAGAUUCGCCAGAGGAUUACGUCGUGGCAACUGGAGAGACACACAGUGUUAGGGAGCUGGUCGAACUGGCCUUCUCCCAGAUCGGCAUGGAGAUCGUGUGGGAGGGGAAGGGGGAGGAGGAGAAGGGAAUUGAGAAAGCUACAGGUACUGUCAGAGUUGAGGUCGACCCAAAGUACUAUCGUCCUACUGAAGUGGACUUUCUACUGGGAGAUUACUCAAAGGCAAAGAGAGAGCUGGGUUGGGAGCCUAAGAUCACGUUCAAGGAGCUGGUGAAGGAAAUGGUGGCUGCAGACAUUGCACUGCUCAGCAAGAACCCACUGGCCUGAUGUGCACUACCGCCACCACCCCGACUUGGGAUACUAUACUCCAAGUAUACAAACCACUGGCUCUGGAUACUCCGAAAUUACGACUUAAUUUUUUCAAGAAUACUAGACUUGUCAUGAGAUAGGAAAAAAAAUUUUCCAAUAAACUGUGAUGGUGAAAUGAUGUAAUUGUGGUGGAUGUAUGAUGUCAUCGCAAUGGGCAGGUCUUUACGUAGAGAGAGUUUGGAAUUUUGCUUGUCUUCUUUAGUUUCCUCACAGCCUCUCGGACGUGUUUUGGCUGGAGAGGGCCUUCCUCUCUGAGGUCUUGUUUCGCCCGCAGAGCUGCCUCCACGACCUCGCCUACGUAGACCUUGGCUAUUCCGGCCAUUGCUAUGACCGCAUUCUGUGGCACUGGGGUUCCACAUACACUCUGCAUGAUUCUCUUGACGCUGCUCUUAGGGAACGAGGAUCGACGGAACACUUCGUACUGGUCCUGUUGGGAAUUGGAGAAGGCAGACACCAGCAGCUGCAUCUUUUCCCUCGUCUCCCUCUGCUGUCUCACCCACUCCUCCUCCACUUCUUUAAGGACUGUGUCUCGCCCUCCUCCUUGGCACCUGAUGAUCCUCCAGUGCUGUCCCUCUCUCGCUUCUUUCCAGACCCCAUAUCGCUACAA
Messenger RNA from Geodia barretti, 1444 nucleotides. Lineage: Eukaryota; Metazoa; Porifera; Demospongiae; Tetractinellida; Geodiidae. The record is from the annotation of a GenBank genome assembly.